Messenger RNA from Suillus subalutaceus, 1458 nucleotides. Its product is annotated as autophagy-related protein. The transcript is spliced from 6 exons. Lineage: Eukaryota; Fungi; Basidiomycota; Agaricomycetes; Boletales; Suillaceae. Gene Ontology annotation, biological process: autophagosome assembly; autophagy of mitochondrion; cellular response to nitrogen starvation. The record is from RefSeq and is a predicted model, not a curated record. Gene Ontology annotation, cellular component: Atg12-Atg5-Atg16 complex; cytoplasm; phagophore assembly site membrane. The coding region runs from base 160 to 1209 and encodes 349 amino acids.
GAGUGAUAUAGAGGGAAUUCCAUAACAUGCCUUUGGCACCAGCCCAUCGACGGUGCUGCGACGUGGACCUUAUUUUGUGUGUUGGUGCUAGUUGGACUGUGCUGCUCUAAGACUCUUGAAGCGCUUCUUGCAAACAGUUGCCAUCUCGGCAGAGUUCUGAUGUCUACAUACGGUACUACGCGCCAUCACGGUCAGCCGUCUGCGAAUUCUACUCCAGCAUCAACAACUCUUUUUCGUCGCCUGACAUGGGAGGGUACUGUUCCCCUUGAAAUUCGUGUAGACUCAAAAGAGUUGCCAGCGAAUUCCGAUCGUGGCCUGGAAUGUUAUUAUAUUCAAGCUCCUCGUGUCAGUUACUUGCCGCUUCUUAUGCCUGAGAUACGACGGUUCUUGAUGGAUGUCGUAUUUGACGAGGCAGCUGGAAAGAUGCUUAAGGAGGAAGAAUGGUGGUUCGAGAGCGAGGAAGGUACGCUGUUGAAGUGGCACUGGCCGAUAGGGCUGAUUUACGAUAAUCACAUCAUCUCUGCUUCAAUUCGGCCUCCGUCUCAGACUUCCACAUCUCAUUACAAUCUGCAAGUGACUCCCUUGAAGCUCAUUCUCCACCUUGCAUCACCUCCCACAGAGAAGCUUCUUCUCUCGCCUUCUGCCGAGUCGUGCAAACAAGCUUUCAUGGGGCAGCUCAAGGAGGCAGACUUCGUACGAUGGGGAAAUACGAAGCGCAUGACCGGUCUCCGUAAGCAAGACCAGGAUGGUAUCUGGGAAGGCAUCAAAGAACAUAACUUCGAUGACUAUUGGCGCGUCGCAUCUAAGAUAGUGCCUACAACUGCACUUGCGCGGUCGGGUUCUCCACCACCUUCUACCAAUCCAUCUAUGCAUACAAGACCGCCAUCUGCGGACCCGCAGAGUGCGCCGGACCGUGAUAAUGCUUAUAACGUUCGCAGUAUUCCAGUUAGGUUGUAUUUACCUGAUGGGCCCGUGAUGCAAGACGUUGUCCCUCCGAACCUUGAAGAUGGCUCGGCGCAUACCCUAGUGCAUUAUCUAUCUACGCAUCUUCCCCUCCUCUUCCCACCUGCACCAUAUUCUGGCCCAGAACUCGCCUAUGCUAUGAUGCAUGGUGUGCUGGUGCCCCCUGAUGCGGAGAUGGCAUGGCUAGGGGCUUGUAUGGCAGGUGCAGAUGGGUGGGUAAGUGUUUGCGUAGGAAUCGCACGGUAGGCAAUUGUAGUGCAUUUCUACUGACCUACUUUUCUGGGCGAUAAAUGUAUAAGAUACCCUUUCUCCGCUGUAGCUUUUAAUUUUCAUUCGCCAGUCCAUCCUCGGUUGUUUUCAAAGCGUCUGUCUGCCAUGAUCAUUGUCCGGAUCUCAAGACAGUGAAUUUGUUUUCAAAGCGUCUGCCUGCCAUGAUCAUUGUCCGGAUCUCAAGACAGUGAAUUUGUUUUCAAAGCGUCUGUCUGCCAUGAUCAU